Molecule: messenger RNA, 1098 nt
Organism: Pelagomonas calceolata
Lineage: Eukaryota; Pelagophyceae; Pelagomonadales; Pelagomonadaceae
Source: the annotation of a GenBank genome assembly
GUAAUAGGUCUGCGCAGCGCGACAAAGAGCUUGCUUUACGAGCCCCCGCUCAUAGAAUCACAUAGAUUUCGGGCUGGAGUAGCCGCCCACAAGACUCCCCGAGCCUCCGGGCCGCCGCCGCGCCGCCCCACGGGCACAGAGCCCUAUAGCGCCUAGCGCCUCCGAACGAGAGCGAUGGAGAAUAAACAGCCCCCGGCGAAGCGCAAGACCGACCAGAGCAGCUCGCCGCCGGCGCCGCCGGCGAAGCAACAAAAAAAGGAGACGACGCUCGAGUCGGUCGCGUCGCGCUGCCGCGACGCCAUCUCGGGCUCCCUGCUCGUCGACCCCGUGAUCGCGGAGGACGGCCACACCUACGAGCGCAGCACGAUCCGCGAGUGGUUCAGGCGGUGCGCGCAGCAGCCGACGUCGCCGCUGACGCACGAGCGCAUGGGCACCGAACUGCGGCGCAACUUCGCGGUGCGCGCCAUCGUCGAGGACCUCGCGUCGUCGCCGGGCCUCGGGGCCGAGGAGCGCGCCGAGUGGCACGUCGCGCGCGGCCGGCUCCUCUGCGAGCGCCAGGAGAGCAAAGACGGCGACGAGGCGAACAAGCCCGACGUCCGCGCGGCGCGCGCGGCCUUCGAGCGCGCCGCGCGGCUCGUCGACGAGCCGCCCGCGGGCGGCGACGCGCCGCCGACGGCGCUCGGCGAGGAGGCGCGCGUCUGCCGCGACCUCUGCGACGCCCUCCUCGACGUCGCGCGGCUGCGCGCGCGCGCGGCCACCGCGAAGGUCGACAUCACCUUCGCCGACACGGCGUUCGACGCGCUCUUCCGGCCGGCCGGCGCGCGGCUCACGCGGUUCCAGCAGCUGACGCGGGGCACGCGCGUCCGCGUCGUCCACGACCGCCAGGCCGUCCUCGCCGCGUUCGAGGCCCAGGACGACGUCCUCGGGCUGCCCGACGACUGGGAGGCGUCGCUCGGCUGCGACUUCAUCGUCGAGAACUACGACAACGGCGACUCGACGUACGUCCUCGUCAAGCCCGGCGCCUUCGACGAGACGUCGGCUACCAACGCCAAGGACGGGAAGUGGUGGCCGUACUCGGUGGUUGUGUUGCUGCCAUGA